Molecule: messenger RNA, 588 nt
Organism: Rhodamnia argentea
Lineage: Eukaryota; Viridiplantae; Streptophyta; Magnoliopsida; Myrtales; Myrtaceae
Product: phospholipase A2-alpha
Exons: 4
Coding region: 5-487 (160 amino acids)
Biological process (GO): arachidonate secretion; lipid catabolic process; phospholipid metabolic process
Molecular function (GO): A2-type glycerophospholipase activity; calcium ion binding
Source: RefSeq, a predicted model, not a curated record
GGCCAUGUCGAUGGUUUGCCCACAGCCAUCGAAGUUAGCUCCUGUCAUAACUCUUAUUCCCCUGUUUGUCCUCUUUUUUUCUGGCGUCCCCGUCCACGCCCUCAAUGUCGGUGUUCAGGCCUCAAACGCCGCGGUCUCCGUCACCAAAGACUGCAGCAGAAAAUGCGAAUCCGAGUUCUGCUCAGUGCCUCCAUUUCUGAGAUACGGUAAGUAUUGCGGGAUUCUGUACAGUGGAUGUCCCGGGGAGAAACCCUGUGACGGCCUUGACGCUUGCUGCAUGAAGCACGACGCCUGCGUUCAAGCCAAAAACAAUGACUAUUUGAGCCAGGAGUGCAGCCAAAACUUACUGAACUGCAUGGCCAACUUCAAGAACUCGGGCGGGAAAAUGUUUAAAGGAAGCAGUUGCCCAGUCGAGGAUGUCGUUAACGUCCUCUCUGUUGUCAUGGAAGCCGCUUUGCUUGCUGGGAGAUACCUCCACAAGCCCUGAAUCUCUGUCCAUGAUAUCGACUCGGAUCCUUUCACUCAGUUUGUGAUCAUCCCUUUCUUCUUUGAUUUUUUUUCCUUCCUGCUGUUUGUCUUUGUGUGUGU